AUGAGUUCGUGUGUUUAUGCACAAGCACGACAUGGGAUAGUUGUGCCCAGGUCCUACGACAGCAGCAAAGAAGAUGCCCAGAAUCCGAACCCAGACUUUGACGACACGCCGCCCGGAAAGAGAGCUUUUCAAAAGGGUAAGGCCGGCAAAGCCCCUUUGAGAGUCGAUUCCCAGCAGACGGUAGUGGAGACCCCGCCGCCGAAAGCGAAGCGGGCCGACACUGAGGAUUUAUCAGGGUCUCUGUCUAAGAAAGUCAGACAUGCUCUGAGGAGGCCACAGUCUGUCGAUCAGCAGUCUACUUCGGAGAGAAAGGAUCGUGCAAAGCAAACGCAGAAGCAGCUCCAGCGAGAGUUUGAGGAAGCCGAUGACAGCCAAGACCCGAAGGACCCCGAAGCCGAAGCCAACACCAACAGCCCAGCUUCGACCAAAGCUUCAACGAAUGGAAAAGCAAAGGCCAAAGCAAAGGGGGCCGCUAAAUCCGCCCCCAAGAAGAAAGGCACAGCUGAAGACGAUGAAAGCGAGGCCCCGAACAAGCCCGACAAGGACUCCGGAAAGAAAGGCAAAGCUGAGGAAAGCGAGGCCCCGACCAAGCCCAAGAAGGACUCUGGAAAGAAAGGCAAAGCCGAGGAAAGCGAGGCCCCCACCAAGCCCAAGAAGGACUCUGGAAAGAAUGGCAAAGCCGAGGAAAGCGAGGCCCCAACCAAGCCCGAGAAGGACUCUGGAAAGAAAGGCAAAGCUGAGGAAAGCGAGGCCCCAACCAAGCCCAAGAAGGACUCUGGAAAGAAAGGCAAAGCUGAGGAAAGCGAGGCCCCGACCAAGCGCGAGAAGGACUCUGGAAAGAAACGCAAAGCUGAGGAAGAUGAAAGCGAGGUCCCAACCCCAACAAAGCCCAACAAGAAGUCCAAAGGCGAUGGUGCCACGGCGAAGCAACAGGAGGAUCACAGGACAGCCAGGUCCAGCAAUCAGCCCAUGCCGAGCCCCAAGAAAGCAGCACGCAAGCCGCAUUCAUCCCCCAGCAAGGAUAAGCAGGCCAACGCAAAGGAAGCCACGGAGGAGCAGAGCCUAGAGAACAAGAAGAAGUUUGCACACAAGAUGUACAUGAGGUUUUACCGAAGCCGGACCUGCCCCACCGAGAUCAAGUCGGCAUUCGAUCAGUCGAAGUACUGCAAGAACAAGAUGAGCAGCUUGUACGAGGACUUCCUCCAAACGGAGGGGGACUGGAAGAAAUCGAUGAUCUUUCGGACCAUUAAGUCCAUCACCAGAAACGGCCGACGGGGGAUUCGCCGGUGGCUCACACGAUCCCAAAUGCUAGUGCAUUUUGAUGAUGCAAGCAUCGUGGACAGCAUUAUCGCCCGCAAAGAGACCGACGAGUACCUUAAAAAGACGGAGGUGCGAGAGCACCCGGAAUGCCCAGGGCUUAUCCAGUACCUCGUCUUGGUGGACGAGGAGGUCACCGACGAGGAUGUUGAUGAGAUUGCGGAUCUGUUCCAGCAGGAGGACAGAGGUGAGUCCGACGACGGCUCGAGCUCGGACGAUGAUGACGACGAGGGAAAGAGCAAGGACGACAAGAAGAGCAAGAAGAAGUCUAAGAAAAAUGCAAAAAAGAAUAAGAAGGGUAAGAAGGAGAAGGAUGAGAAGGACGAAAAGGCCGAGGAGGAGAAAGCCAGGUUCAAGAAAGCAAAGCAGGCAGCCAACAAGGCCAUCGGCCAGCUCAGCAAGAUGAUCCGUGACCACAAUGCAAAGAUUGCUGACUUGGAUGGGAGCAAGCAGGUGCAGAAGGCCUUCCGCAAGGAUCUCGAUGAUUGCAUCGGCCAGCUCUCCGCCUGCAGAGCAAGCUUGCAAAGUGCUGUCGAUGGACAGGAGGAGAACGACAUGGUGACGUUGACCGAGCAGGCUGAGCAGCUCAUGAAGAAGAUGCAGGGCCAGGUGCUUGCUUUCGGCAAGAAGAAGAGCUUUGUGAAGGGGAUGGGGAAAUCCUCGAGUGCCUUAGACGUGCCGGAUUUGGCGGGUGGAGUUUCGAGUACUUCAGAGGUCGUUUUUGAUAUGGUGGACAAUGUCGCAGCUGCCGGCUCCAUCGCCCGUGAGAUGAGAGGCGCCAAAUCCACUGACGCAGCUGGUCUUCUUCCGGCCCCAUUGACGAAGCUCGGCACCUUCAGUGGCAAGAACCAUGCACCUGUUUAUGUGGAGACCGUUCUGAAGCAGAAACACGAUUCGGAAGAAGAAGUAUGUGUGAAGGUUCCGGUGCUACUCCCGCACCGCAUCUUGUCUUUUCUGUUCGAGGAGCUUGGCUUGGAAAUUUCUGCAGAUGCUCUAGCCAAGUAUUGGGCCCACUGUAAGCGCUGGUGUGACUGGUGUUGCGACCCCGACUUUGAUGGUUCCCACAUCCCUGUAUCACUCUAUGGUGACACUGCUCGGUAUGGGCAGGGCUACGAUCAAGCCAAAAUCACAGGUUGCUUUAUGAGCCUUGUGUUGUGGAGACCGAAGUCAACGAGGAUGAGUCAAUGGCUACUUUGGUGCCUAGAUACUGAAUUGAGCCUGGGAUGGAAGAGCCACAAUCCUCUUUAUCGUGCAAUCGUGGAAUCUUUAAACGCAGCCUUCGAUGGCCUGACCCCGGACAAUCGACCUCUGGGCAGAAAGUUCGCUGUAACACAGAUGAAAGGCGGGGUCCUGGCUUUCCUCAGGCACGGCAGCAUGGGUGGUUGGGCUCAGGGGUUGGCGGCCGCAGGGCCCGCUGCAGCAGGCGAGGCUUUGGGAGUCGCACCUGUGGACAGCCUAGGCGCUGCGCAAGCCCUGGAUGAUCCCCUCAAGCCACGAGAGGCGUUGAUGAUGACCCGUCUGGUUCACCCAGACGCGAGCAAGGGACUCCUCCAGAGUCUGCAAAUCGGACCUGAGGGCUUGAACCUGAAGCCUCAGGGCGUUGACCUCCAAUUGGAGAUCGUGAAUGUGCUGGCUGUGAAGCUCGCGAGUGCUAGUGGAACUGGCCUCGGAUCGAUGAGAAGAUCCGUCAGCGAGCGCUUCACCGAAGUCCAUCUGACGCCCCGCACGAAAAGCGGGGAGUCGUGA
Symbiodinium sp. CCMP2592 is the source of this 3063-nucleotide messenger RNA. NCBI's taxonomy places the organism in Eukaryota, Dinophyceae, Suessiales, Symbiodiniaceae. The record is from the annotation of a GenBank genome assembly.